This is a messenger RNA of Schistosoma mattheei, 1302 nucleotides long. The record is from the annotation of a GenBank genome assembly. Lineage: Eukaryota; Metazoa; Platyhelminthes; Trematoda; Strigeidida; Schistosomatidae.
AUGUGGUUCACCAAACUUAAAAGUUUAAAUCCUGUUUUGAUGUCCCAAGCCUUUCGGAGCUCUACCAAAGCACAUACUUUCGACAUAGCCAUUGUUGGAGGUGGGAUUGUGGGUUUAGCAACGGCUCGUGAAUUAACACUUCGGUUUCCAAAAUUUCGGUUUGCCCUUCUGGAAAAAGAAGAAGAAUUGGCGAUGCAUCAAUCUGGCCAUAACAGUGGUGUUAUUCAUGCAGGUAUUUACUACACUCCUGGCUCUCUAAAAGCUAAGCUAUGCGUUGAAGGUUUGAAGAAGUCGUAUGAAUAUUUUGAAGCAAACAAUGUGCCUUACAAAAAAUGUGGGAAAUUAAUCGUUGCAGUUGAUGAACUUGAGCUUCCGCGUCUAGAAAAGCUGUACAGUUUUGCCCAGCAAAACGGUGUGCCCAAUGUUUCUUACAUUUCAGGUGAUAAGAUAAGAGAAAUCGAACCUAACUGUGUUGGUUUAAAAGCAAUUCAUUCUCCUGAAACAGGUAUAGUUGAUUGGAGAACAGUAACUUUAUCAUAUGCCAAAAAUUUCGUUGCGUCUGGUGGGAUUAUUUAUAAGUCCUUUAAGAACGUUAAUAGUGGAUCAAACAGUUCAGCUCAUAUUUCACAAAUCACAUGCAAGUAUGUGAUUACUUGUACAGGAUUGCAGUCUGACCGUGUUGCUAAGAUGUCUGGGUGUUCUCCAAAUCCUGUCAUCAUACCGUUUCGAGGUGAUUAUUUAGUUUUGAAAUCUGAAAAUUCCCCUUUAAUAAAUGGAAAUGUAUAUCCUGUUCCUGAUCCCCGUUUCCCGUUCUUGGGUGUCCACUUCACUCCACGUUUGGAUGGAUCCGUUUUGCUUGGGCCAAAUGCUAUCCUAUCAUUAAAUCGGGAAGGUUAUGGACGUUUCGAUGUUAACUUCAAAGACUGCUUUGAUCUCGCAUCUAACACUGGACUUCGGAAACUCAUUUUCCGUUAUUUACGUUUUGGUGUGAAUGAAAUAAUUGAUGGUUUAUUUAUUAAUCGCCAGGUCAAACGGCUUAAAAUGUAUGUACCUAGCUUAAGUGUUAAAGAUGUCUCCAGAGGCCCAUCUGGAAUAAGAGCCCAAGCGAUUGACUCAGAUGGGACGUUAGUGGAUGACUUUGUAAUUCAUUUUGGCGAUGGCAAGAUUGGUAAAAGAAUUAUGCAUGUACGUAAUGCACCAUCGCCAGCCGCAACAGCCUCUUUGGCUAUUGGUUGUGUGCUGGCCGAUAAAGCACAAGAGUGCUUUGAUUUAUCUCUUAGCGAAUCAAGAAGUUUUGUUUAG